GAAGCUUUUGCAUACAUGUCCCUUCGUCUGUCCGUCGCAGCCGGUUCUCCGCUCCCUCGUGACCGAUCCUGCUCCUUCCAAUCCUCAAAUUGACGCAACGCAACAUGAGCCAACGUGUAGUAAACGCCGUCUUCAGAGCAUCUGCAAGCACCUCAAGCUGGUCGUCCCCAACGCGAACAGCGCUGGCUCGCGCCACCAUCUGUCCUCUACCCUCUGCCUCACCGUCGCCCAGCCUCGUCCGCUUCAAGUCCAAGAAGAACAAGGCGUCCUUAGCAUCUAACGUCGACGAGCCGCGCGCAGGCAAUGACGAUGUCCCCGUCAUCAAGACGAAGGGCAAAGGCAAGUCAGACUUCUCCUCUGGCGCGCCUCGAGGCGCGAAGUCCAAGCGUGGAGGCAAGGAGCAGGCUCAGGUCGAGGACAGCGGCAACUUCCGUCACUCCACGAAGAAUGACGAGCUGCCAGGCGAGGUUUUCCGACUCGAUGCGACGGAGAAGGAGAUCAAGCAGACGGUGGACCAGUGCAAGUCUAGUGUGAACCAGAUGGUUGGCAUGCAAGGGAGGGCGGACCCUUCGCUGCUUGACCGGGCGAGAGUGCGAUAUGGGGAUGAUGGGGAGGAGUACCCGCUGAGGGACUUUGCCAGCGUAGGGACCAAGGAUGGAGCCUUGAUAGUCACGCUGUAUGAUUCGAGCAUGCUGAAGCAUGUGGAGAGGGCGAUUUACUUGGCUGAGUUGGGCUUGACGCCGCAGCAGGUGGGGUCGGGAGAUGAGGCCGUUCUCAGGAUCCCCGUGCCCAGACCCACGUCAGAAACUCGUGCCAAACUCCUCCAAGACGUGAAUCGCAUCUGCGAGAACUGCCGCGUAUCCGUCCGUUCGAUCCGCCAUCAAGCGCAGAAGCAGAUAAAGGGAGACGUCAAGAGCGGGACGAUCGGCGAGGAUGAAGGCUUUAGGAAGCUAAAGGCUGUGGACGAGACUGCCAUGAAGUCGACGAGGGAGGUGGACGAUCUCCAGGCGGGGCUCAAGAAGAAGAUUGAGAAGGAGGACGCGUAGGGCGAGAGGGUGGUAACACUUCAUAUGAUAAUCUAGCGAAGAAUGCGUUGGUAUUGUUUGAGAGA
Messenger RNA from Jaminaea rosea, 1111 nucleotides. Its product is annotated as ribosome recycling factor. NCBI's taxonomy places the organism in Eukaryota, Fungi, Basidiomycota, Exobasidiomycetes, Microstromatales. Gene Ontology annotation, biological process: translation. The transcript is spliced from 2 exons. The coding region runs from base 105 to 1046 and encodes 313 amino acids. The record is from RefSeq and is a predicted model, not a curated record. Gene Ontology annotation, molecular function: ribosomal large subunit binding. Gene Ontology annotation, cellular component: mitochondrion.